This is a messenger RNA of Macroventuria anomochaeta, 1150 nucleotides long. RefSeq lists its product as uncharacterized. Gene Ontology annotation, cellular component: cytosol. The coding region runs from base 260 to 1003 and encodes 247 amino acids. Gene Ontology annotation, molecular function: RNA binding. The record is from RefSeq and is a predicted model, not a curated record. NCBI's taxonomy places the organism in Eukaryota, Fungi, Ascomycota, Dothideomycetes, Pleosporales, Didymellaceae. The transcript has 3 exons.
GUGACUCCUGAUACAGAGUGUAAGCCGGGUUGUUUGAUUCGACAAAGAUUUUGCUCUUCUACAAAAUCUCUCGACUACCAGAACCUAACCACCAACGCACCACUUCUUCACGUACAACAAGGUACGACACUGAACCAAGCACACGAGACACGAUCGCCGGUGCAUUCACAACAUCCACGCACACUCGACCUCACCCACGAGCACGAGUGAACACACGUUAAGGCACAUAACCUUUUACACACUCACACACAACAACACCAUGUCUUCACGUGGAGGCGGUCGCGGUCGCGGUGGCAAGUUCAACAAAGUCAAGCGCGGAGGAGGCCACAAGUUUUCAAGAGACCUGCAGCCGCUCAACGCAGAUGGCGAGGUCGCAGGCAUGUGGGGCGAGCCCGUCGAAAAGGUGGAGGAUGAAUCCAGCGAAGAGUCCUCUGAGGAAGAUUCCAGCGAGGACGACGAAGACAAGCCAAAGGAGGAGGAGAUGACCCGUGAGCAGCGCCGCGACGCCGCGAAAGCCCGCAAGCAAGCAGCGAUAGCGAAGAAGAACAAGAUCGAGGUCGGCGACAUGCCCACGUCAGACGAAGAGAGCAGCGACGACAACAUGCCCGCGAACCCCAACCACACUGCCAAAGCCCGCCAACAGGCCUCGAAGGCGCCUGUCGACCCCGAGGCAGCCCCAGCAGCUGCCAACAAGGGCAAGGCCAAGCAGGAUACCUCUCAACUGUCCCGUCGUGAGCGCGAGGCUCUUGAGAAGCAACAAGCGAAGGAGCGUUAUGACAAGCUACACGCAGAGGGUAAGACUGACCAAGCGCGUGCCGAUCUCGAGCGUCUCAAGCUCGUCAAGGAGCGCCGUGAGGCCGAGGCUGCGCGCAAGAAGGCUGAGGCUGAGGAGCGUGCGGAGCUGGAGAAGGAGAAGGCUGAGCUUAUGGCGCGCGAGGCUCGCAGGAGAGAGCAGGCUAUGGGCAAGGCCAACCGCUUGGCCAAGGGUGGAAAGAAGAAAUAAACCGUUGUUGAGGUUUCUGUCAAUUGCGAGCAUGCAUGCACUUACUACUACAUAUCUUGCGCGUAUGUGUGGUCUGGUGACUGCGUUAUGCAUAGCAUGCGGAUGGAUUGGUUCGCUGCUUUUGCGGUUGCUAGUGGUAGAUGUGCA